CAAUUCGGUAUUCCUUUGUCUUGCUCAUGGAUUGAGCCCUUAAAUUCGUCUCUUCUGAUCUUUACUAUAUAUCUAAACAACACUUUUUCGGCACACUUUCUCUUGAUUUGCCCUCAAGGACAGAACUGUGGUCACCUCCUUAUAGACCUAAUAAAUUUCUUAUAGGCAUAUGCUUUGUGUUGAUACUUGAAUUGCCAGCAUGGAUCUAAAUGCCUCUCCACAGCUAGAGGAUGAUGAUGAGAUUUUUGGAAAACAAUUAGAAGAUGAACCAGAAGAAUCUAUUGUAGAACAUGGUGAUGAGCGUGCAGAAUAUGUUACGAGUGCCGUGGAGAUAUCACGUCGGGAGCGGGAAGAAAGGAUUCAAAGACUCAAAAGACAACGUUCGGAUGAUAGACCAGCAUAUCCAUCUCAGCAACAAAUGCGUGAGGAAAUUUUUCAGACUAGGAGACAGAAGCCUAGCAGCAGACUUCCUCCAGGUUGGUUGGACUGUCCUCCGUUUGGACAGGAGAUAGGUUGCAUUAUUCCUUCAAAGGUUCCACUUGAUGAAACUUUCAACGACUGUGUACCCCCUGGCAAAAGAUACUCAUUGAAGCAAGUCCUCCGACAACAGAGAGUUCUAGGAAGAAAGCUUGGUAUGGUGAUUGAUCUCACAAAUACAACUCGGUACUAUUCAGUGGCAGAUUGGAGGAAACAAGGCAUCAAGCAUGUAAAGAUUCAAUGCAGAGGCCGUGAUUCUGUACCUGACAACGAGUCUGUAAAUUUAUUUGUUCACGAGGUUUCACAAUUCGCUCGGAAUCAUGCGAAGAAGCAUAUUCUUGUCCAUUGCACACAUGGGCAUAAUCGCACUGGGUUUAUGAUUAUUCAUUAUCUUAUUCGUACGGUGCAGAUAUCUGUCACUCAGGCAAUCAAAUUAUUUUCUGAUAAACGCCCUCCUGGGAUCUACAAGCCGGACUAUAUUGACGCCUUAUAUGCCUUUUAUCAUGAGAAAAAACCUGAAAUGGUUGUUUGCCCUUCAACACCUGAGUGGAAAAGAUCUUCUGAUCUUGAUUUGAAUUCUGAUGCUAUGCCGGAUGACGACGAUGACGGUGGUCCUGCGGUUCCGUUGCCUGAUAAUCCGGAGAGACAAGUGGUAAUGUCAAAUGAUGACCUUUUGGGAGAUGCAAUCCCACAUGAUCAGCAAAUUUAUUUGCGACAGUUCUGUUAUCAAGCACUGAAAAUGACCCCAGGGGGUAGAGGCCCACUGUUUCCUGGCUCACAUCCAGUCUCUCUUGACAGGGAUAAUUUGCAAUUAUUAAGGCAGCGUUACUACUAUGCAACAUGGAAGGCUGAUGGAACACGUUAUAUGAUGUUGAUCACGAUGGAUGGUUGUUACAUAAUUGAUAGGCAUUUCAACUUUCGAAGAGUCCAAAUGAGAUUUCCCUGUAGACACACUAGUGAAGGUUUAGCUGAAAAGACCCACCACUUCACUUUACUUGAUGGGGAGAUGGUAAUUGAUACUUUGCCCGACACACAGAAGCAGGAAAGGAGAUACCUAAUUUAUGAUAUGAUGGCCCUUAACCAUGUGUCUGUCAUAGAGCGCCCAUUUUAUGAGCGGUGGAAAAUGAUUGACAAAGAAGUGAUCGAGCCAAGGAAUUAUGAACGUCAACAUAUAUACCAGAGUAGAAACCCUUUUUAUAGAUACGAGUUGGAGCCUUUCAGGGUGAGGAGGAAGGAUUUUUGGCUGCUCUCUACUGUCACGAAACUUCUCAAAGGAUUUAUUCCAAAGCUUUCACACGAAGCAGAUGGUCUUAUUUUUCAGGGUUGGGAUGAUCCUUAUGUUCCUCGCACGCAUGAGGGUCUCUUGAAGUGGAAAUACCCUGAAAUGAACUCGGUUGACUUUCUAUUUGAGGUGGCCGAUGGUAAAGAAACGCUCUCUCUAAAUAAACGAGGGGUGAAGGCACCUAUGGAACGGACCAGAGUUGUUUUCCCAGAUGGUUCUGACCCGUCAGACUACUCGGGUAAAAUAAUAGAGUGUUCUUGGGACGCCAAUAGCAAAUCAUGGGUGUGGAUGAGGACCAGAGUUGACAAAGGAACUCCAAAUGAUUACAGAACCUACGAAAAGGUGAUGAGAAGUAUUACUGACAACAUCACUGAAGAAGUGUUGUUGAAUGAGAUCUAUGAGAUCAUCCGGCUGCCAAUGUAUGCAGAUAGGAUACAGAAUGAUAGCAAAGCUCACCAACACUCCAGCUCAGGACGACGCAGAGUUAUUGGUGGAAGCCAGUGAUCGGGUUCACUUGUCAUUGGAAUUCCUUUUCACUGCUUGCUGCCGUGUUCUUGUAUAUCAACAGACGGGUCUUUAUUAGCAUAUAUAGUCCCUAGGAGUGUGCUAACUUGUUUUAUUGUAUGAUCCAGUCGGUACACUGUAAACUUAGUGGUCCUUGGCUCGGGUUUCCAGCCUUUAGGUCUUUCUCAUGGUAGUUUGACAUAUUGGGGGAAUUAGCAACAAGGUCAUAAUGUAUUUUAGUUGUUUCAGUGCUUUUUUCUUUUUUCUUUUUCUGGUUAGUGUUAAGUUGUCUAAGGUAUGCUUUGUCCAGUAUUAGUGAAACUUCAAGCCCUUUGUUAUAUUCCCCUGUGAAUAUGAGUCUGUUAUACAAGUAAUCUCUAGUUAUCAUUUACUCUUA
Messenger RNA from Lycium ferocissimum, 2660 nucleotides. RefSeq lists its product as uncharacterized. Gene Ontology annotation, molecular function: mRNA guanylyltransferase activity; protein tyrosine/serine/threonine phosphatase activity; mRNA 5'-triphosphate monophosphatase activity. Lineage: Eukaryota; Viridiplantae; Streptophyta; Magnoliopsida; Solanales; Solanaceae. The transcript is spliced from 18 exons. The record is from RefSeq and is a predicted model, not a curated record. The coding region runs from base 200 to 2263 and encodes 687 amino acids. Gene Ontology annotation, biological process: 7-methylguanosine mRNA capping; protein dephosphorylation.